AUGUCGCAAAAUCUCAGAUGUAAGAGCUCAGAGUUGCUGUUUCAGCUUCCUCUAGAAAUCCUUAUCUACCUUUCAAAAUUCUUUCACUCAUCACGAGAUCUGUUUGCGAUGGCCUGCGUUAACAGAAAUUCAAAAGAUUUUUUCCUGCCGUGUCUCUACACCUUCAAUGUUCGCCAUCAAGAAAGCUCCGCGUUGAUCUGGGCCGCUCAAAAUAACAAAAUCGCUCUGGCAAAUCGUUUGCUAAAGGAAUAUCGAGCAAAUGCCAACACGACAGAUAAUAGAUCUCGCACGCCUGUUUUCCACGCUAUUCAAUUUAGAAGUGAAGAAAUGAUUCAAACUCUUUUGGAAAGUGCGGCAGACAUCAAUUGGAAAGAUGACCAAAAGCAGACCCCACUGCUAUAUGCUCUGCAGCGGGGACACCUAUCCUGGCGCCAUUUCAAUCCAUCAGUAAAUUGUAUGGAUUCCAAGGGUCGAAAUGCUAUCCGGUAUGCUGUUGCCAAUUGCGAUGAGGAAUUGGUACGCUUUCUCUUAGAACUGCGAAGCGAUAUAUGGAUGAUGGACUGCCGACAGACUACCACUCUCAGCCUGGCGAUUUCCAAUCGAAAUUUGCCUAUCAUCCAGUUGCUGCUUGAUCAUUCACAAGCUCAUCCUUCACAGCCUCGACUAGUGGACGUCCAUGCUGGAGACCACCCGCUUUGCUUGGCAGUCCAGGCUGGUCUGAAAGAAAUUGCCCAUACUCUGAUCAAAUAUGGUGCAGAUCUCCAUAUCACGGACAGAUACGGCCAGCCCUUGUUGCACCAAGCCGCCAGCAACGGGCAUGAUCGUGUCAUCCGACUGUUGCUGGGCCAUGGAGUCGAUGUCAAUAGUACCGACCCAGGGGGCCACACAGCACUGCAUUUCGCUGCAUUUUAUGGGCACAAGUCAACCACAAAGCUACUUUUGAGCAGGCCUGGAAUUGACAUUGCUGCUUGUGACGGCGAAGGAGCUACAGCUCUCUGUGCGGCCGCCCGUGGAAACCACCGAUCCGUCGCAUUGCACAUCUUGGCCGAGGAGCCAGCCAAUGUCAAUGCACGCUGCCUUGGCCAAAAGACUGCUCUUCACUUUGCGGUUGAAAAUAGAAACGUUCUCCUCGCUUGUCUGCUGGUAGAUUUGGAUUCACUGGACCCAAAAAUCUGCGAUGACCAGGGGUGGACAGCCCUCAGCUACGCGGCGGGCCAGGGCGAUCUGCAGAUGUUGGAGCUCCUCCUUACUCGCACCGAUCUGGAUUUGAAUGUAGAACGAGCAUCUCCCAUUUAUCUUGCUGCCGAAAGAGGACAUUUGGAAGUGGUCCGCCGACUUGUCUCCCUUGAAGAGGUUGAUAUCAAUCAGACUGUCUGGCACAAGUCUCCUCUAUUUAUUGCGAUCGAAAACGGCUACCGUGGUGUUGCAAAGUUGCUUCUUGAACAAGGGUCUCGACUGGAUGUUAAUGCAAAGACCGCUCUUGGGGACACCGCACUGCACAUGGCUGUCUCUUAUGGGAAUCUAGAUAUUGUGGAGCUAUUGCUCAAGGACGAUCGACUAGAUGUCACGGGUACUAAUCGAUAUGGAGAGUCAGCCCUGGAGCUGGCAGCCCGUAAUGGGAAGGAGCACGUUGUCAGGUGUCUUUGGCGCGACCGCCGAGCAAGAAUUGUUUGCCACUUCCGGAGUGCCAUGGAAGCAGCAUCGAAUAUCCGGAUUCUUUAUUUUCUUCAGGGGCAGUUGUUGAGACAUGGAGUGGAACACGGUGGCCGUCGGCCAGCUCGACUUGCCAGAGGAUCAUACCAAUUCACGGAGUCUAGAAGGUCGCCAUCGCUUCGCCGGUCAACACGCAUGUCACAACCGCGCCUUGACAGAUCUUAG
Messenger RNA from Penicillium cataractarum, 1878 nucleotides. RefSeq names its product ankyrin repeat domain-containing protein. The record is from RefSeq and is a predicted model, not a curated record. Gene Ontology annotation, molecular function: protein binding. Lineage: Eukaryota; Fungi; Ascomycota; Eurotiomycetes; Eurotiales; Aspergillaceae. The coding region runs from base 1 to 1878 and encodes 625 amino acids. The transcript is spliced from 2 exons.